Brassica rapa (field mustard) is the source of this 739-nucleotide messenger RNA. RefSeq lists its product as uncharacterized. Lineage: Eukaryota; Viridiplantae; Streptophyta; Magnoliopsida; Brassicales; Brassicaceae. The record is from RefSeq and is a predicted model, not a curated record.
GACAUUUCGGUUAUAGAAAUGUAAUCAACCGCUGAACCAAGCUAAAGAAACCGAACCGAAUAACCGGAACAAACCGGACACCCAGGGGAAAGAAAGUGGGGUUUAACUGUUUAAGUUUAAAAGAAAAACUGAAUCCAGAUUAACCGGAGGAGGUGUGUGAGAAGUUAUGGCGGCGGAGGAUCAGCUACCGGAGACAUUGAAACCUUUCUUUCACAGAGCCACCGAAGCUCAGGAACGAUUAGCUAGGCUUGAAGCUGCUGUUGCCUCCACCAAGACAGAUGUUCCAGAUGCGGAACUUGUGGAAAAGAUCACUCAAAUGCAGUGCAAACUCGAAGAAGCUAACAAGACGGUGAAGCAAGAAAAGGAUAAGGUGGAGAAACUUACUUCUGAAAACGAGAAGCAACGGUACCGUAUCUUGCAUCUUGUGCGUGCGCUCGAGGAUGCUGAUGAGAAGCUUGAGAAACUCUCUAAAUGAUUUGAACCUUUGUCUUUGAUUGUAAUGCGUUUCUUAAACAUCUUUACCAAGUUACUUUUUUUUUUUAUGGUAUCAGAAAUUAUCGGUUUGGGUAUAUCUUUGGCGUGUGUGUGAGAGAGAGUGAGUGUCAUAAGAAACUCUGCAGUUUGAUCGGAAGGACGAGAACAUAGUUAAACACUAGUGCGUACCACUCUGUGGAACCUGUUAUGAAGUUAUAGCUAAGGUUUCAGCCGGUUUGCAUAGCUAUUUAAGCAGAUUCAUCUU